Molecule: messenger RNA, 956 nt
Organism: Darwinula stevensoni
Lineage: Eukaryota; Metazoa; Arthropoda; Ostracoda; Podocopida; Darwinulidae
Source: the annotation of a GenBank genome assembly
CAUGGCGAUGUCCAUAGGACAGCCGCAGUGAAGGACCAAGGCAAGCCGCUCCCGUCUCUCGACAUCUGGCUGAGGAGUUCUCGGUUUCAGUUUCAUGUCGGUUGGAUUGACGUGGGAGCAUGGCACUAAGAAAGGUCAAAGGGAACCUCGAACGCCUGUUCGACAAAAAUUUGACGGACUUGGUCCGGGGGAUCCGAAACAACAAAGACAGAGAGGCGAAAUAUAUUGCUCAAUGCAUUGAGGAGAUCAAACAAGAACUUCGUCAAGAGAAUAUCUCAGUGAAGGCCAAUGCAGUCGCUAAGUUGACAUACCUUCAAAUGCUUGGAUAUGAUAUCAGCUGGGCUGCUUUCAACAUCAUUGAGGUGAUGAGUUCCUCAAAAUUUACAUACAAGAGGAUUGGAUACCUUGCUGCCUCACAGUGCUUCAAUGACAGCACUGAGGUAUUGAUGCUGACAACCAACAUGAUGAGAAAGGACCUGAAUAGUGUGAAUCAGUAUGAGGCAGGGAUAGCACUUGGCAGCCUGGCAUGCUUCAUCAGCCCUGAUCUGGCCAGGGAUUUGGCCAAUGAUGUUAUGAUCUUGCUGACCUCAACAAAGCCGUACCUGAGGAAGCGAGCCGUGCUGCUCCUGUAUAAAGUCUUCCUCAAGUUUCCUGAUGCACUGAGGCCAGCCUUUCCACGUCUGAAGGAAAAAUUGGAAGAUCCUGAUCCAGGAGUCCAGUCAGCUGCUGUCAAUGUGGUUUGUGAGCUGGCCCGAAAGAACCCCAAAAAUUAUCUUUCAUUAGCCCCAAUGUUUUUCAAGCUCAUGACAUCCUCAACCAAUAAUUGGAUGCUCAUCAAAAUCAUCAAACUGUUUGGUGCAUUGACUCCUCUGGAGAAGAGAUUAGGAAAAAAGCUAAUGGAGCCUUUGACCAAUUUGAUCCACAGGUAUGGCAUACUGGUGAACAUAUGGGUAUGA